Molecule: messenger RNA, 1080 nt
Organism: Physeter macrocephalus (sperm whale)
Lineage: Eukaryota; Metazoa; Chordata; Mammalia; Artiodactyla; Physeteridae
Product: G protein-coupled receptor kinase 5
Exons: 10
Coding region: 1-1080 (359 amino acids)
Biological process (GO): signal transduction; protein phosphorylation; regulation of signal transduction
Cellular component (GO): cytoplasm
Molecular function (GO): G protein-coupled receptor kinase activity; ATP binding
Source: RefSeq, a predicted model, not a curated record
AUGGAAGGUGGGGCGAAGGUGCCGCCACCCAGGAUUGGCGACAGCAGCCCUGGGGAGAUGCGCUCUGAGUCUGCGGGGUCGUCCCAGCCGUCUUGCCAGACCGCCUACCACGGUGCAGGGGCCCAGGACCAGGUGCGGUCCCCAAUUUUCAUCGCCCAAGUUGGCCGGGACCUGGUCUCCCAGACGGAGGAGAAGCUCCUUCAGAAACCCUGCAAAGAACUCUUUUCUGCCUGUGUGCAGUCUGUCCACGACUACCUGAGGGGAGAACCCUUCCACGAGUACCUGGACGGCAUGUAUUUUGAUCGGUUUCUCCAGUGGAAGUGGUUGGAAAGGCAACCGGUAACCAAAAACACUUUCAGGCAGUACCGAGUACUAGGAAAGGGGGGCUUUGGGGAGGUCUGUGCCUGCCAGGUUCGGGCCACGGGUAAAAUGUAUGCCUGCAAGCGCUUGGAGAAGAAGAGGAUCAAAAAGAGGAAAGGGGAGUCCAUGGCACUGAAUGAGAAGCAGAUCCUAGAGAAGGUCAACAGUCAGUUUGUGGUCAACCUGGCCUAUGCCUACGAGACCAAGGAUGCGCUGUGCUUGGUCCUGACCAUCAUGAACGGGGGGGACCUGAAGUUCCACAUCUACAACAUGGGGAACCCCGGCUUCGAGGAGGAGCGUGCCCUGUUCUAUGCGGCAGAGAUCCUGUGCGGCCUGGAAGACCUCCACCGUGAGAACAUCGUCUACAGAGAUCUGAAACCUGAAAAUAUCCUGUUAGACGAUUACGGCCACAUUAGGAUCUCGGACCUGGGCCUAGCCGUGAAGAUCCCGGAGGGAGACCUGAUCCGCGGCCGGGUGGGCACUGUCGGCUACAUGGCUCCAGAGGUCCUGAACAACCAGAGGUACGGCCUGAGCCCCGACUACUGGGGUCUGGGCUGCCUCAUCUAUGAGAUGAUCGAGGGCCAGUCGCCCUUCCGCGGCCGCAAGGAGAAGGUGAAGAGGGAGGAGGUGGACCGCCGGGUCCUGGAGACCGAGGAGGUAUAUUCGCACAAGUUCUCCGAGGAGGCCAAGUCCAUCUGCAAAAUGGUGAGCUCCCGGUGA